AAUUGGUUUUGCAAUUCUCUUGCUCGCGCGAUUCGGACCUCCCCCCCCCUCUCUCCAGUGUUUCCCAUCUCAUCUACCCCUUCUCUCACUUAUCUCUGCAGAGAGGUUAGGCAAAGAACCGGCAGUGAAUUGGAGGUCUGAAUCAAGCCAUCCGAUCCAGGGACCUCACAAGUUCUACGAUGAGACUCAACAUUUUUUUCUGAAUCAAGUCUGGAGCUGUACCCAGCACUUCACCGGUACUGAGUUAGUGGCUUUUUUGCUACUGAAAGCUCAGGAGAUUGAAUUUGAGUUUGGUUUUGUGAUGGGUUUGAGUAAAACCGAAAUCAACCUGAGGAGGUUGCUUGAAGCUGCUCCACUGCAACAAAAUCAGUCAAAGCUUAUACAUGUAUGUCAAGAGAUCUCUCAGUAUGUUGCUACGUUACGAGAACAAUUAGAACAACUGGCUGAAGAGAGAACUCCAGAUGGAUUACCAAGGAUUUCAAAAGCUAUGGUCAAUGAUUAUUCCGAGAAAAUUGAAGCAAUCGCUGCCAAACUAGUUAUCCCUGCGCCUGCGUCUAAUAUGCAAGUAUCUCAGGAGCCUGUUGCUGGAACAUCUGUUGGUGGAAGCCCUUCUAAAGCCGAAGCGGAAAGUAUUCACCUUUCUCCUGGAUUGAGGAGGCGAUAUGUACCACUGUCAACAGUUGAAAAUAGAGCUGAUGAUACUGUUGAAGGCGAUCAAUCAACGCCCGUAAAAUUGGAUGCUGCAGCACAGACACAUAUUGAAAAGCAUAGAAAGCUUCAAGAAGACUUAACAGAUGAAAUGGUUAGCUUGGCACGCCAACUUAAAGAAAGCAGCCUUGUGAUGAGUCAAUCUCUCCAAAACACUGAGAAGAUACUUGAUUCAACAGAAAAAGCAGUUGAGCAUAGCUUGGCAAGCACCGGGCAUGCCAGUUCAAGGGCUGUGGAUGUAUACUCACAGAGUUUUAAGACCACAUGCUUCACAUGGCUUAUGAUCUUUGUAAUGACAUGUAUAUUCAUUAUGGUUGUGCUUCUAAUUCGUGUUACUUAGCAUAUGUUUUGGGUGAGGAACAGCCCUACCCCUCAUCACAGAGUUUUUGACUUCCUUCUUGAUCAAUGACGAUUGCAGCAUUGAC
This is a messenger RNA of Ilex paraguariensis (yerba mate), 1133 nucleotides long. The record is from the annotation of a GenBank genome assembly. NCBI's taxonomy places the organism in Eukaryota, Viridiplantae, Streptophyta, Magnoliopsida, Aquifoliales, Aquifoliaceae.